UAAAUUUAGAGUGAGAUAUCUUUUAUUUUUAAAAAUAACCUUUUGGGACUGUUGAAUCCGUGUGACUUGAGAGAAGACAUCACCACAACAAACGUUGUACUACAAAUUUCAAACACAAACCACUUCCUCAACCAAACCAAACCUCGUUUGAUUCAUGCCAUGCCAAAAUGCUCAAAAUUUCCCAAAACCCUUCUCAAACACACACUUCAAUUAACCCAAACCCAAACCCUUCUCUCUUACUCUUCCUCUUGCUCCAACUUUCCUCACCCUCCUCCAGUUUCACCUCAAAUCUUCAAAUCAACCACUUCCCACAAAUGGGGUUCUUACAAAUUGGGCGAUUUAUCUUUCUAUUCCCUCAUCGAAAAUCUAUCUUCCACCUUCGAUUUUCAAUCCUUGGAACAACUCCUUCAUCGAAUGAAGCGUGAAAAUAGAGUCUUUAUCGAGAAAAAUUUCAUCAUCAUGUUCAAGGCUUAUGGAAAAGCACAUUUACCUGAAAAAGCUUUGGACUUAUUUCACAGAAUGCCUGUUGAGUUUCACUGUAAGCAAACUGUUAAAUCUUUCAAUUCUGUUCUCAAUGUUGUUAUUCAAGAGGGUCAUUUUAACCGUGCUUUGGAGUUUUAUUCUCAUGUUAUUGAUUCCAAGAAUUUUAAUCAUGUUCAUCCGAAUGGACUUACUUUUAACUUGGUGAUUAAGGCUUUGUGUAGACUUGAGUUGGUUGAUCAAGCUGUUGAGGUUUUUCGAGGGAUUAGUGUUAGGAAUUGUGUUCCUGAUACUUAUACAUACUCUACAUUGAUGCAUGGUUUGUGUAAUGUUGGUAGAAUUGAUGAGGCAGUUUCGUUGUUGGAUGAGAUGCAGAUUGAAGGUACAUUUCCUAACCCUGUUGCGUUUAAUGUUUUGAUCAGUGCGUUGUGUAAGAACGGUGAUUUGGCGCGUGCGUCCAAGCUAGUCGAUAAUAUGUUUCUUAAGGGUUGUGUUCCGAAUGAAGUGACGUAUAAUUCACUUGUUCAUGGCUUGUGUCUGAAAGGGAAGUUGGAGAAGGCGGUGAGUCUCUUGAAUCGAAUGGUGUCGAAUAAAUGUGUUCCUAAUGAUGUUACUUUUGGAACACUCAUUGAUGGGUUUGUUAAGCAUGGUAGAGCUUUAGAUGGGGUGCGUGUGUUGGUUUCGUUGGAAGAGAAAGGUCACCGCGGGAACGAGUUUAUUUACUCGUCUCUUAUUAGUGGAUUGUUCAAGGAGGGGAAAUGUGAGCGUGGAAUGCAAUUGUGGAAGGAGAUGGUUGAAAAAGGAUGUGAACCGAAUACAAUAGUGUAUAGUGCUCUUAUUGACGGUCUUUGUCGAGAAGGGAAGCCAGAUGAAGCGAAAGAGUUUCUAUUAGAGAUGAAGAAUAAAGGUCACAUUCCCAAUUCUUUCACUUAUAGCUCCUUGAUGUGGGGUUAUUUUGAAACAGGUGAUAGUCAUAAAGCUAUUCUUGUUUGGAAAGAGAUGACAGAUGAUAAUUGUAAUCAUCACGAAGUUUGUUACAGUAUACUUAUCAAUGGAUUGUGCAAGAAUGGAAGGCUUAAGGAGGCCUUAAUGGUGUGGAAGCAAAUGUUGAGUAGAGGAAUCAAAUUAGAUGUUGUGGCUUAUAGUUCAAUGAUUCAUGGCUUUUGUAAUGCUCAGUUAUUAGAACAAGGGGUGAAACUUUUCCAUCAGAUGCUUUGUCACGUGCCAAAGUUACAACCGGACGUGGUUACAUACAACAUACUCCUGAAUGCUUUUUGCACAACGAAUAGCGUCUCCCGUGCUAUUGAUGUUCUAAAUACUAUGUUAGAUCAAGGCUGUGAUCCUGAUUUUAUUACUUGUGAGAUUUUCUUAAAAACUUUAAGAGACAAUAUGGACCCACCUCAAGAUGGGAGAGAGUUUCUAGACGAGCUUGUAGUCCGAUUAGUUAAGCGACAGAGAACAGUUGGUGCUUCCAAUAUUAUAGAAGUCAUGCUUAAGAAAUUUUUGCUGCCUAAACCUUCUACUUGGGCCUUAGCUGUUCAACAGCUCUGCAAACCUACGAAAGUUCGAAAAACCAUCAGUGAAUGUUGGAGUAGGCUACAUUGCUGAUGCCGAAAAUAUGUUGGAUUACUUGAGACUGAGUAAUUUAAGGGGAUCAAUUCCACCGUCCACUAGCAGGGUGCCUAUUUAAAGGCAGAGUGAAGCUCUGUAUGGCCCAGCCCAACACAGAGAUCGUUGCCACCUAGCGGAUUUCGAAUCUGAAUCCCUGAGAUGAGCACACUAUCAGGUCACACAAGCUUUCACCAACAGGCCAACUCCUGGGCGUUAGCAUGUGCGCAGAGUUAAUGCCAAACAGGCGACAGAUGAGAAUACAGCCACUUAACCAAUGAAACUGUUUAAACCUCUUCCAGUCAUUGCAAAAUCAUUAGAAUAAUUUUCUUUUCUGUCUAAAAUAUUUGAUCUUUGCAACAUACAAUGGUGAGAAUGUUACUGAAAGGGUUAAGUGUACAAUAUCCAAUCAACUUUGAUCUAUAAUUGUGGAUUUCAACAGGGCUCAGUCAAAGUAAUUGGUUGUAAUGUACACUCAGUAGUUAGCCAGUAAAUUAUUUCAUACAAUGUGCAAGUAUUCUGCCGAAUGCAUUUUUGCAAGGCAUAUGAAAGUCAAUGAUGAUGAACGCCAACAAGACUGCUACUGGAUGCCUAUGUGCAGAAUUGCAAAGGAAAAGAUUAUCAAAAUUUCCUAGUUGACUCUAGUUGUUCACAUUCUUCUAUAUCCUGGAAUUCAUAUCCUAUUUCUUAUUAGUACUGACACCUCUGAAAAAAGGUCUUGUCCGUAUCGAUGUCGGACACCUGCACCAACCGGUGUGAUCAUGUUUAAUUUAUUUAUUUAUUUAUUCAAAUUAUUAUCGAUGUCGCCGUGUUAGUUUUGGGGUCUUUAUUGAAUUCUCUAUCAGUGUCAUCUUUUGAUUUCUUCUUUCAACAAUAUUACUGGUAUUUACAAUCAAAAGGAGGAUCUGACAUUAGCUCUAGGAUCUGUGUAUGCCUGGACUGAGAAUCCACUUAGACUUUUUACCUUUUUUUUUUUUAAAUUAGAAAACAAAAUAAAUUGUGAUUGAUUAUUUUCAUGACUGUUUUUGUAAUUGUCUAGCUUCUUGUGUAAAUUUUUCUUGUACAAAACUCAGUAAUAUACUUUUAUUUUAUUUUACUUUUUAUUGUCUAUAAUAUAAUGUGAGGAGCGGAAUUUUAUUGGAUUAUCAAUGACUUGUGGUGAAUUAAAAAAAAAAAAAAAAGGACAUAGUUUUAAAUAGUUGAACCAAAGGCUGUUUUGGUUGAAAGAUGGCACUACCAAGUAAAGCAUUUGUUGAAGUUGGGAAUAUGUAAAUGAUUUGUUGAUAUGGAUAAUUGAGAAAUGUGUUACAUAUGUACACUUAAUUA
This is a messenger RNA of Lathyrus oleraceus (garden pea), 3414 nucleotides long. Its product is annotated as pentatricopeptide repeat-containing protein At4g20090. Gene Ontology annotation, molecular function: protein binding; mRNA binding. The transcript has a single exon. NCBI's taxonomy places the organism in Eukaryota, Viridiplantae, Streptophyta, Magnoliopsida, Fabales, Fabaceae. The record is from RefSeq and is a predicted model, not a curated record. Bases 160 to 2088 code for a protein of 642 amino acids.